Cinara cedri is the source of this 35094-nucleotide messenger RNA. NCBI's taxonomy places the organism in Eukaryota, Metazoa, Arthropoda, Insecta, Hemiptera, Aphididae. The record is from the annotation of a GenBank genome assembly.
AUGUCUUUUUUUCGUUUACGAUGUACUUUGGGUGAAAACCAAAUCGACCCAUUCGGACCAAUUUUUCUGAAUCACAACCCGGUCCACAAGUGCUUCGGCCAGAAAAAAAAAAUAAAAAAAAAGUCGAUUUCGGGCGGAAACACAGGCCGCGGCAAACCGGUGCUGCCGGUACCACCGCACGACCAAUGCCGGGCGGCGCGCGGUGCGGAACAGCCGGCGGCCGCUACGGCGGCAGAGCGGCGGCGGCGGCGGCGGCGGCGGCGGCGGCGGACAACGGCAUCGGCAGCCGCGGCCGCGGCCGCGGUCGAAACGCAACGGUUUCACGUGCGCCGCGCGCGAGGUUUUGUCGGCCCGUCGUCGACCGCGCGGCCGCGGCCGCAGCAGUUUGUCGUUGGCAGCAGGAAACAACGACGGGGGAGGGGGAGGAGGAAAACCAAUAAUGUGUACACGUAUAACGCGCGCGCGUUAUCAUUAUCAUUGUUACUAUUAUUAUUAGACGCGAUAAUAACACGCGUAUCGCGCGGAGAAGUGGCGAAGUGGCGGCCGGCCGAGUAUACGUACCUACGCUACAACGAUAUCGUAACAAUGCCGACGACGCACCGCCGUCCCCGCGGUCACGUUCCCAUACCACGCGCGCCGUUCUCCCGUCGCCGUAGUUACCGUCGCGCACCGCCAGUGGUCGUGGUCGACGCCGCCGCCGAGUCCCGCGUCUCGUUCAUUCGGCCGCCACGCUCGACCGUCGCAGCAACAGUUUUCCUUGCGCGCGACCGCCGCGACAAUCAUCAAUUUUCUUCUGUCAAUACGCCGGGCGCGCGAUUCACCGCCGAAACGGUACCGCGGUUUUCUCGUCAUUUUUAUUAUUUUUCUUUCAUUUUUCGCCGCCGUUUCGCCGCGAGUCCGGAAUAAUUAAUAUUGACAUUGUUAAUUGCCAGGCACUGUUGCGGCCGUCCGGUAAGUAUCGAACCCGCCGUAACAACAAUAUUAUUACGUCGUUUAGGGUGGGAUCGAUAUAUUGUCAAGGAGACGUCGCGCGUCCCGGGGAACAUUCUCGAAACGAGCGUUUUCGACCGUUGUCUAGAUUUACGGCCGUGCGUAAUCGUGCGCCUAAUCGCAAUCGUUCUCGUCUUCGCGACGUUUUUCCGUUUUUUCCGUUUUGCUCGAGAACCCGGGCGAUUUCCCGGCAAUACCCGUGUAGAAAUUAUGCGAAAUUAAUAUUCGUGAUUAUUGUAAUUGUGUUUUUGAAAAAUAUCGAUUUUUCGAAAAUUCGACUUUUAUACACUUAUCGACGUAUUUUUCCGGGAGGGCCAUUGAAGGGGAACAUCGGUAAUAGUCGAUGUUGCUUAAACGUUCGGUAUUGAAGAUUGAAAGUUUCAAACGUUUUCACUAUUGUCGUUUUUCCCCGUAGCCCUUCAAAUGUUUUCUGUUUACGUUCCAUUCUAAAAAUUAAUUAUAACGAAAUCAAAUACUUCAUCUCCGCCGCAACAACUAUAGGCGAGUUUGCAACUCGCGUUUUAAUUUAUUAUUAUAUCGCGAUAAAAUGUAAAUUGUUGUUUUUGCAGGAAAUACGAAAAAAAAAAAAAAAUCAUUAUUAUUGAUAUUGUUAAUUCGAUUUCCGUUUACCCGUGGGUAAAGUAGUGCGAAUUCGGUGAAAUACGUCCGGUUUAAAAUACGAAAUUCGACGGACGUCGUCAUAGAUCCGACGAUGGGGGUUUUUCGACAGACGCUUUUUACGACGAUUACAAAAACGAUUUCCGGUUCGCUCCGUUGCUCGGUCAAACAAACGGGGAAAAAAAACAAAAAAUAACGAUAAUAACGUCCGCAGCGAGAUCCGCGUAAAAAUGCGCGGCUGUAAAUCGCCCGCGAUAUUUUACGGGAUUCUUCCCCCCCCCUCCCCCGUCGUUAUAAUUUACACUUUCGUAAUGCACAUUGAUUUUUCCGUGUCCUAGGUGGUAGAAUAAUAAAUAUUAGUAUUGGCCGCACGUUUCGCCGCCAGUUCAACGCAAUCGCCGAGACCGCCGCGGUGACUGCACGUGGUCUAAUCAGCUGCAGCACGGACCCGGUGUAAUAACACGGAAAAUCCCGCGGGCCGAGCGCACGUACACGUAACUGAUCUUUUUUAUUAUUAUUUUUUUUUUUAUUUUAUUUCUCUCUCUCUCUCUCUCUCUAUAAAAUACCUGUAUGUUUUUUUUGAGGGUAAGAACGCGGGUUUUUUUUUUCCUCGCAACACUGCACAUAGUUCGGGAUUCUGAACGGAGCGUGGAAUGUAUCGGUGCUUAUUUCUAUUUUUUUCCGCGGACGACUUUUCCACCAGCGAUUUUGCUCCGAUUUACAGUUGUAGCGCUCCAUCUGAAAGGAAAUCGGCUGACCACGGUGCUACUAGAGAGAGGUCAUUUUUUGAUUUUCCAAAAUAUUUCCGUAAUAGUUGAGGAAAACCGGGAAAUAACGUAGGAAAACGGGAAAAUAGGUACAAUUAAACAAAUAUUGUUAAAGAAAAUAUUUAAUGCGUACCUGUGUAAUAUUAUUUUACCGUAAUGUCACAUAUUAUAUAUUGUUGACGAGGCAACACUAUUAUGACCCGACUCCGCUCAGAACUUCUCACCCAUAACAGCGGCCCACCCAGCGUGCGAACUAUGUCCGUAUCUUUUUUACACUGUACGCUUUGGGAGCCAAACGCAUUAUUGUCUUGGACCUCGCCAAGCCCCCCUCCCACUAAAUACGUACCUGGCUCCGACCGAUAUAUACUCGCAGGAAAAUUGCAUUCGAAUAACGAUCAUUUUUCCGCAGGGUUUCUCGACGGUGAGUACGUCCUAUUCGGCAGGGAUGGUUACGUCCAGUACAGGACGAGCGAAGACCGCAACGACGAUGCAAGACACGACAUUUACUCUCGGCAAAGGCCGACGAUCCGCCCGGAUUGUCCAAUUUCUGGUGUUCGCACUCGUUGCGAUCGGUAAGUUCUAGACUAAUAAUAACCGUCGUUAUACACAAACACGUCGUGUCAACGAACCGGGUAAUUCUCGGCAAAAAUGUAAACAAAAAAAAAAAUAUCCUUUUUCUGAAUACCUCUGUGCGAUGGCUUCGCCAGAAUUUUUCAACGGUACUAAACUGAAAAAAAUGCUCUGCAAAAUAUAUAAUAUAAUUAUACCACCGUAUAUGAUUUAUACUCGGUCUAAUAAGCGCAGUGCAAAUGUGCAACGAUUAAUAUUUCAUCAUUAACGAGAUCUCAAUGCUGAAUAGUAUUAAUGUAUAACUUUCGUUUUUUUUAUAUUUUACCCGCGGCCAACGAGGGGAUGGCUAAAGACUCCUUUGCCCCCUUAGGUACGCCAUGACCUAUACACAGUGUUUCAGUAAAUACAAUAAUAUUAUGAUCCUUGCGUAGGUAAAUCCAGUGCUUUAAUUGGAAAAAUGAAAAAGAAGGACUCUUACGCCAAUUGUCAAACAUAAUUCAUUAAUUUUGGGAAAAAAAAAAAACACUAAUAAUAAUACUGCUGAGUUUUGGCUUAAGUGUUUAUUUAUUUUAGCGUUCUGAGUGUAGCCUGGAAUGUGUUAAUUGACAAUGAUAUUAUCAUAUUUAUGUAUUCAUUUUUUUUUCUGUCUGUAAUCAAUUUUUCUACCAAAAAUCUUGCUCCGAUUUUCAAGUGAAGGACCUUUUUCGAAAGGAAAAUAGGAAAUGUUAUCUCUUUUUUUAGUAAUAGUUUAUCGUUGCGGACAGAUAUAAAUUUAAUUUUCCUUUUUGUUCUACCUUCCCAACUUCUCACCCACUCAUCAUGCGAAGUAUGUCCGUCUUUUUUUUUUUUUUUGUAAUUCGGUGAAAAAUAAUCGUAGGAAAUUUCACCGAAUACUUGUAUAUACUAUAUUUAUAUUAACCGUAUCUAAUCUAGUUAUGGUACCAUUUAAAAAAUAAUAUACUGGUAAGUCUUAUACAUAUAUAUAUAUAUAUUUAAAAUAGUUUAAAAUUUUCAAUUUUUGUUUAUUUUUAGUUUUAAUUGGUUUUAUGUGGAUACAUAUUAUAAUGGUUUUAGCACAGCGAAAAUGCUCGCAAAUUUAACGCAAGUUUAUCACGAGUUAAAAUUAUAGUGGUUAAAAAAAAUAGUCGAGUGUAACGUAAUAGAGAUCCCGCCUUCGCACUCCCGUUGCCCCGGUGGAGCACUGGUAAAUAGUAGAAUCUGUUUCCAUACUAUAUCCAACCCGAGAGUGAGAAUUUAAAACUUGAAUCCAAAAACGUCAAUUACUAUUGUUUUCAAUAAAUCGAGUUUUUUUUUUUCCGUGUAGUCUGACCAAACUACGUAUAUUACAAUUGUCGAAAUAAAAUUACUAAAUAAACGCAUUCAUAGUUGUUGUAUUUUUAGACCAAUGAUGUGGGAACGAUUUAUCCAUAUCAUUUCCUCCCCCUCCCCUGCGCACAUAUCUGUCUCUAUACACGUGACGUUUCUCGGUUUAACGAGCGCGUACGAUUUUGAAAGUAAUAAUAAGCCCAGAACGUAAAAAAUCCGGACAGUAUUUACUUGGGCCACACAAAUCCGGAACCCAGUAUUCCGGAUAAAUAUCGAUAGUUUCUAAAAUAUAAUACUAUAUUAUAGUGUAAUAUUAUAUGUUGUUAGAAUAUUAUGUCCGUGGUCAAUAAAAAUGAUUUUGUUACGCCAUUGAUAAUAAUAAUACCUAUGAAAUAUGGUAAACUCGUAUACCGCGAGAGAAAAAGAAAAAAAGCUGGUGGAAAAUUCGGGAAAGUAAGCGAAAUAGCGGAGGAGGGUAAAUAAAUUCCGGAGCGGAAUAAACGCGACGUAUCGGCGAAAAGAAUGGAGGUAACCAACAGUCUUAUAGGAAUGUUAAGAAAUCUGAAAAUGAUUUAGGAACUAUAGCAGGGUUUUUACUUCAUUUCGGAAUACCACAAUCCGGAAUAUUAACGUUCUGGGAUUUCGUCGUUCCGGAAAAUUAUGGCCUACCGUCGUUUUUAUUGUUGUCAUCGUGACGAAAUUCCACGACGACCGCCUGCCAAUAAUAACACAAAAAAAAAAAAAAAAAACGAUCAUCAACGUCGUUAACCAUUGUUAUAUUCGAUGGCUAUAAAUGCGUUUUUUUGCUUCCUUAUUCGUUAUUGCGCGUUUAAAGUUUUGCUUUUGUUUUUUUUUUUUUCGGCGAUUACAAAAAAAAAAAUUACAUCGUCGGUGAUAUAUGUAUUAGGUGUGCAUUUUCGUGCGUAGUGUACGUAUAAUACGCCACGUUCUCUCCUUUUUUUUUUUUUGCACGCGCGCUCGGGUGUGAAAAUAUAAUAGGCACAAGUAACGUCGUUAUCGCGAAUCCACUCGCCGCGGCCGUCGAUACCUACUCGUAUUAACAACAAUAAUUAAUACAACUAUUAUUAUUUUAAUGUUCAAAAUAUACUAUGAUAUAAUAAUAUUAUUACUGUUGUAGUCGCGUAGUUGAAGCGCAAUUUUUUUUUUUUUUUUUUUGUUUAUAUAUAUAUAUAUAUUUUUUUUUUUUUUAUCAUCAUUAACCGUAUGGGUAAUAAUGUUUGGCAACGUUGAAAAUUUGAUUUCGAGCUAGAUCACGAGUAUUAUUAGUGUUCAGUGUUCAGAGGACGUUACACCCGCGCGUCGUGCUGUCUUAUACUACGACCGCGCGACCUGGCGAAUUUCCGCUGAGCAGAAACGACUCUUUUUAAAUUCCGAGUGUAGCGAAGAAUGUAUUGGUUUUACCAAGACGUUUAUUUUUUAUUUUAUUUUUAUUUUCACAUACCGCGACAAACACUUCUACCAGAAAUCUUGCGCCGUUUUGUACGCGCGGCAUCAUUUCUGAAAGGAAACAUAUGUCUAUAUGGCACUUUGGAGAGGUCAGUUUUUUAAAUUUUCCAAGCGGUUUUCAUGAUAUCUAGGAAAAACCGGGAUAAAACGUAAGAAAAACGGGAUAUUUACGAAAAUAAUGCCUUUACCUACUUUCAAUUUUGUUAUUUGUUACAAUUCAGUUGAAAAUAUUCGUAGAGACCCGAAAUUUAAACAGUAAUAAUUAAACGUUAUAAUCGUUUGAGUAAAAAAUUAUGUGAAACAAUUAAGUUCAAUUAUCUAGUUACUGAUCCAUACGAAUUUUUUCAAUAUUUUUUCAAAAGCAACACUAUUAACCAAGCUCAGAAUUGUUUUUCGUUAUUAAUCUUUGCUUACAAAUAUAUAUUGAAAUCUCCUCUAUUUGGCUACAACACGAUUGAGCAUAAUUUUGCGCAAUCGUGUAUAUAUUUUAAUAGUCAUCGAAAUACAUACACGAUUGCGCAAGAUUUUAAAUGCAACGUUGCAACGUAUUAGUUAUACGACCCCAGUGUACGAAAUAACAACAGUUAAUGAAAUAAUUGAUUAUUUUUACACAUUUUAAGAUGACCAUGGUUAUGAACAUUGAUAAUAUUUUUUUUUUAUAGUUCAAAAUUUGUUAUCAUUAUUUCAAGUACUUCCUUUGAAAUGAAUAGUAUAGAAGUUAAGAGAACCAUUAUUGAAUAAUAAUACUACUUAUAAUAGUGAAAUAUCAAAAAAAACAAUUAUAAUAGAUGUAUAAUAAAAGUUAUUUUAAAACCAUAGUUUUUGUCAGUUAGUUAAUAAAAUUCAAUAUUAAAUAUAUAUAUAAUCUAUACAAUUAUGAAAAAAAAUUUAAAUUUAAAACAGGGGCGUCAUUUCACAAUUUUUCAUAGAAUUUACUUAGUUAUUAGAAACUAUGUUUUUUUUAUUUUUUUUAACUUCUGUUUCGGACUGCGUUUCUAGUAAGACAGUACUGAAUAUAUUGGCGGAUGAGAGUGGUAACAAACUAAACUAUGCAUUUAGGACUUGAGAAUACGUUUGGAGCGAUAACAAUUUUAUCUCAUAUACAUUUUAUAUUUAUAUUGAAAUUUCAUACCUUAUGGACAUAAUUAAAUAUAUUUUAACUUGAUAAUGAUAAUGCUGUCGUCGUAUAUCUUAUGAAAUUUCCUACAAAAUACUAAAUAUACCGUUUAAGGUUUUCACACAGAACGCGGUUUGUAAUAUAUGAUGUUAUAGUAUUAUAUGUAUUUAUACAUGGCAACGUUGCAUUUAAAAUCUUGCGCAAUCGUGUAUAUAUAUAUGAGCAAUUUGCGCGUUCGUGUAUGUGUUUCGAUGGCUAUUAAAAUAUACACGAUUGCGCGAAUUUUGCUCAAUCGUCUUCACCGCUCUAUAUCCUACCUUCCCAACCUCUCACCUGCAACAGUGGCCCACCCGUCGUGUCGUGUGAAGUAUAUCAGUAUUUUAUUUCAUGAAAACGAUUUUUUAAUUAAACCAUCCGGGAAUUGUAUUCGUUUAUAUCGUGACAUACGCGUUUUACACAAUAAUAAAUUCGUAUUUAUAUAAAAUGUUUCGCACGCGUCGCACAAAAAAAAGAAAAAAGAAAAAAGAAAAAAAAGAGAACCUCACCCCGUUUGAUAUAUUACACUGAGUCCAAACGAAGUGUUCGUGUAUACUAUACUCAAAAUCACAAAAUUCCAACCUAUAAUGUAGAAUUAUAUGGUGAUCAAUAAACGUAUUAGGUACAGGAAAUGAUAUUUUAGAAAAUAUGGCGUAUACAAUGUAAACAAACAUGAUUCGUGCAUAUUAUCAAUAAUUGUCGUUUUCAUUAUAUUCAGGUUCGGUGGGUUUUAUAUAGGUGAAACGUGAAAAUCGGGUACAAACGCAUAAAAUAUUUUAGUACCUACGUAUAAUAUAUUUACGUGUUAUACUCGGAGUAUUUUGAAUUGAAUUAAUCGAACAAUGCAACUGAUAAUAAAUAUUAUGCAUUUGUGGCCAAAUCUUUUAAAUUUGUUUUCGAUAAUAAUAAUCAAUAAUAAUAAUUAUAAUCAAUUUAGAUAGGCGACCACAGUGUUCCAUACUUACCGGGUCAAUCAUUUUAUAUAAAUAUACAGUUAUAUUUUUAGCGUAUAUUUGGUAACAAAAACAUUUGUUGCGUAACAUUGUUGGCAGUUAGGCGUUAAGGUUAUGCGAUUUUACUGAUCCGAGCUGAUCUCUUUUACUUAUCGUUAUUAUUAUGGGUUUAAAAUUUAUAACGUAUUGUAUCAGGUGAUUCGUUUAAGUGGGUGCACUCAUUAUCUCGGAAAGUAUUAACUUUUGUCGAAAUUUGUUUUCUAAAACAUGUAAGAAACAAGUUGCUCAACGAUUUUAUAUUUAUGUUAUUUUUUGUCACCCUUAUUUUUGGGGGUAAAACCAUAGCCUAAUUUUGAUUUUCAAACGGCAACCUGUAUUAAAAUGUCCACAAAUAGAUAGAGUAUUAGUUAAAAUCAGUUUUAGUCUCGAAAUUUUUGAUUUCCGUUGAUCCGUUGACGAGAUAUUUCACUUUUGAGUUUGGAUUGAAGGAUAGUAGUGGAGUGUCAUUUGUGUGGCGGUACGGUACGUGUUAUUAAUGCACCACUACUCUCUUCCAACCUAAAAUUAAUAGUGAAAUAUCUCGUCAGUGGCUUGACAGAAAUAAAAAAUGUCAACACUAAAAUUUAUUUAAAUUAAUACUCCGUCUAUGUUAUGGACUUUUUAAUAUAGGUUGGUAUUUGAAAAUCACAAUUUAUAUUACAUAUUACAAUGUUUGAUUUCCGUCAAUUCGUUGAUGAGAUAUUCCACUUUUAAGUUUGGGUCGGGGGAGAGUGGUGGCGUAUUAUUAACGCGCCGCGCGCCGUACCGCCACACAAAUGAUACUCUCCUCCAAUCCAAACUUAAAAGUGGAAUAUCUCAUCAACGGAUUGACGGAAAUCAAACAUUUUAACAUUCAAAUUUAUUUUAACUAAUACUCCAUCUAUCUGUGGAUAUUUUAAUACAGAUUGCCGUUUGAAAAUCAAAAGUAGGUAAUGGUUCUACACCCAAAAAUAAGGGUGACAAAAAAAUAACAUAAAUAUAAAAUUGUAGAGCAGCUUGUUUCUUAAAUGUUCUAGAAAACAAAUUCCGGAAAAAAUUAAUACUUUCCGAGAUAAUAAGUAUAUCCACUUAAAUGAAUCACCUGGUAUAUCGAUUAUUAUUAAAAAAAAGUAAUUAAAUACAGUAAUAUAGUAAAUAAAUAUAUAAAUAAAAAAUUUGCAUGUAAAAAUAAAAUAAAUAAAUGAAUCAAUGCGUCGCCAGUAGUAUUAUGACAAGUUUUACAAGUAAUAUGAUAAGAUACUAUUAUUAUUAUUCGACCGGUUUCGAAUUAAAAAUUCAUCAUCAGGUAUAUCACAGUCAAAAUAUAAAACGUGACUGAAUAUAAAAAAUUAAAUGAAGAAAUUCAUAGGAAAAAAAAAAAUGUACAAAUUGAUCGUUUUACAUAGAAUAUAGAAAUAAUUUAUUUUAAUAGAAUGGAUUAUUUAAAAUUAGUUAUUAUUAUACAUAGAUAUGUUAAAAAAUAUAAAUUAUUUCUGUAUUCUAUGUAAAACGAUCAAUUUGUAAAUUUUUUUUUUUCUUAUGUUUUUCUUCAUUUAAUAUUUUUAUAUUCAGUCGCGUUUUACAUUUGGACUGUGAUAUACCUGAUGCUGAAUUUACAAUUCGAAACCGGUCGAAUAACACACUUAUCAUAAUACUCCUGGCGACGCAUUGAUUCAUGUAUUUAUUUUCUUUUUGUAUACAAUUUUUUUAUUUAUAUAGAAAACUGGAAAAUAAGUACAAUUUAUUAAACAAAUAUUUUUUGGAAAAAACGUACAAUCAUUUUACCAUAUUAUAUAUACAUAGUUGACAAAGCAGCAAUAUCAACCGAACUCUGUUCAGAAUCGUUUUUUCAUUGACAACGGUUAAUAGUCACUUAUACGAAUAUACAUUAAAUUACCUAUAACAGUGACUGCACCCGUUCUCAUUUUCCUCGGACAGGUUUUUUUUUUUUUUUACGAUUUCGUCCGCGAUUCGGAUGGGCCGUCGUAAUCUGAAUCUCGGAUCGGUCAGACACAAUAAUAUAUAUAUAUAUAUAUGUAUAGUAUAUGGAAUAUCUAUCGUUUUACGAGACGUUUCCGGAUCUAUAGAAAUGAAAAAAAAACUACAACACUGUGACGAGAUUCGCGGCGCAUUAAAUAUAAAUAUUCGUUCCGACGUCUACAAUAACGUAUGAAAAUACAAUAUUAGUCAUCGUGUUUUCGUGUAGGUAUACAACUACUACUAUGCGGUGUAACGACACGAGUGCCCGACGUGGAUCCAACGAUAAUGAAACGGUAAUAUGCAUAUUUCAGUUCUCCCUAUGACCUAUUUUUAUUUUAUUUUUUUAUUUUUUCGUGUUUUUUUUAUUUUUUCGUUUUUUCUCCGUACAGAUCGUACAACGCGUACUGCGCGCAAUAGCAUUCGUUUUAAAAUACGAACGAAAAAAAAAUAAAUAAUAAUAAUAAAAACAGCACCGCGUUAUUCACAAUAAUUAUGUUUAUCACUGCUUUCCGAGCGCACCACAAGACGUGUUACAUUAUAGGUAAUCGCUGAUAAAAACACCACUGGUUGUGCAUAACGCGUAUUGAUAAAUAGUAUUGUAAACAAACAAUCGUCGUAACUUUGACGUUUAUGCGAAGAAGAAAAAAAAAAAUUACGUUAUUCGCGAAUACGCUCGCCGCGGCCAAUUAUUUAUAAUUAUAACGAGUAUUAAUAAUAAUAAUGAUAAUAAUAAUGUGUCAAGUACGCACAGAUCGGGCGGAUCGCGCGGUAAAAAACUCUCCGCCGCGGAUGACGUCACCCGGGCGGCGCGGCGGCACAAUGAAUUCUCGACGUACCCGCCGCGAAAAACCCGCAACAGUUGGUUUUACUCUGCUGUGCGCUAUCACGCGUUUUCGUUUUUUCAUCGGAAAACCUGCUUUUUCGGCCGAGAAAAACGCUCGCCAUGAAACAUAAAAAAAAAAAAAGGUGCGGAUUUUUCGUCGCGGCGGUAGGAAUAUAUUGGUAGUGUAGAUUCUCAACGGUUUUUCGUGAAAAAAAAAAUAUAUAUAUUAAAACAACUAAUGACUAUUAUUUUUACGACAAUCGUCGUUGACGUGAAAAAACCUACCACGUGCUAAAACCCGAUUUUUCAGGAGACACGAAAAACAAUGUUAAAAAACGGUCAAUGAAUGACGAAAAUAAAUUUUAAAAUUGUAAAACCAUAAAACUAUUUAUUCUGAAAAAAAAAAAUAUAUAUAUAUGUAGAAAUAAAAAACUUAAUAUACAGUUAUAGAUAUUAUUAUAUUGUCAAUAUUUUAUCACAUAUUGUUUUUUUUUUUUUUUUUUUUUUUUUUUUUUUAAUCGUUUAUUGGUUCAAUUUACAAUCUAUANGACAGUGAGUAGAAAUUUCACAUUAGAAAUUUCUACGUGGAAGUUAAUUUAGGGGGGGUGUGUAUUAAACAUGUUAUGCUAUAUGUGCGUUGAGAAGAUCUCUGGGUCAUUCACGUUUGAGGCGUCUGUCUUAGAUGUCCGGAAGAGCAUUGGUAUGAAGUUGAGCAAUGAGGGUAUUUGAAUGAUGUUCCAUAUUGGAGUGGAGUCGAAGAUAAUAUUUUAUAACUGUUUGAUGGUAGGGAUUUAGAGGUCGUUGUGAAGAGCAAGAUUUGUGACGUACCAAGGGGCUUUAGCAAUUGUGCGGAAGCAGAUGGCUUGGAAUGCUUGAAUGGUUCUUGUGUUUGAUGGUUUAGCGGUUCCCCAUAGAGCGAUUCCGUAUAACCAGAUAGGUUGCAGUAGAGAUUUGUAGAGUAGUAGACGAUUGGAGAUGGGCAUGUUUGAUUUCAUGAGAGGCCUAAAUAUGUGUAAGCGGCUAUUUAAUUGUAUUUACGAAAUUUACGAAAAAGUCGCAACGUAUAUUGCCCGAAAUAUUAUAUUCUUUUUAAUCUCGAAUUAAUAAAACACGUUAUACAUAAUAUGCGGAAAAAAUCGUCGUAUCGCGUCGGGACAACUCGCCCAAUAAUUUAAUAAUUAUGGGCUAUUGGUUAUAAUCUCUGCAUGCAAAACAGCAAUAAUUAUAAGGUUAAUACAGAGUUUUUGGUUUUCCACAUUGUCUCGAGGAAAACAUAGAAGAGAAAAUAAAAAAAAAAAUCUCGAAUAACGCGAUCAAAUAAUAAUAUCGUUAUUGUACAGGGUGUAACGGAACGCAACGGAAAUAAUUUCUGUUCUAAUCAAAAUUGAAAAUAAAAAUAAAAAUGUUUAAUUAUUGUUAAUGCAUCUCUGCGUUAAAAUUAAAAUACCGAAAGGUUUUUUAUUUAUUUAUAGGAGAUUAAAAUUAUUUUUAGUUUUAAUGAUGAUUAUAUUAUAUUAAUUAAUAGAAUAUAGACGUUAACUAAUUAUUCGCGUUUCGUUUUUAUUUACGACUACUAAAAAUAUUGUUGUACGAUUUGCUCAGAAUCAAUUAUUGUACAUCACUUUCAAUUCGCGUCAUGGAUAAAUUACUUAACCGAUUCCAUUGUAGACGUCAAGUGGGCAUUUAUUCGCCUCGUAGCAGAGAAUGCACUUUCAGACGUUUCGGGGGAGGGGGGGGAAUUGAUAAUGUAUAAUUGAACCGUCUUGAACCAAAUCAUCUCUGAAGGAGAUCAAAACUAAUAAUUAUUUCGUGAUAAGAAGAUUUCUUCGCAACUGUUUCUUCAUACAAAUAAAAUAUUAUGCAUUUAUUUUUAAGGAGGGGGAUGUUAGUAACUUGGGCUAGGCCUGCCUCCCCGCUAGUUGCGUUUCGGAUAAGAAGUUAUGGUUUUUCCUCGAUAAUUUUAAAAAAUAUUCUUGUCACCCCCUCAAACAAACGCCAUUGGUAUCGACUGUACCGCGAUUGAAUAUCGAAUACGCUACGACACGUAAUAUCCUCGUAUGCAAAAAAAAAAAAAAACCGUAGUUUGUACUUGUAAUGCAUACGUACAAAACGGUUAUGUUGUUAAUUAUUACAAAAAAAAUUAAAAAUAUCACGGUAAAAUUGCAGGCAAAGUACCGUGAUAUCGAAUUGAGAAACAGAAUUAAUAAUAAUACGAUCGACAUCAGAAUGCUAAUGUCGUUUCGGGUGACGGAUCUCCGAGGUUACACCCUGUACAUUGCACCGGUCGUAGCCACCGGCCGCCGUUGUUGUUGCGCCGGGUUUAACAAUCGUUUCCGCGUGUAGGUCGUCUUCGCGCGCGAAACGGGCCCUCCCAAUGUCGACGGGAAAUCGCAGCUGCCGCCGCCGCCGCCGCCGCCGCCGUUGUCGUCGAAUUGACUGGCUGCUGACCUCGCCGCCGUUUUAUCUAAAUCCGUCGCCGUGGUGCAAUUCGCGGGGCCGCUACGCGCCGCCCGUCGUCGUCGUCGUCGUCGCGCGAUACGAUAUUAUUCAGUGCCUACAAUAGCAAUAACAGUAACAGUAAUAAUGAUAAUAAUAAUAAUAAUAACAAUAAUAAUAACAAUAUUGCGCAUCCGCCCGUAUGAUAAACCGCGCAGUCACACGCGUCGGUUAUUAACAAUUGCCGUCGUCGUUGAUACCGCGCGAUAACAAUGCGACGAUAAUUGUGCCGUUUCUCGACGGCGACGUCGCGAAAUAACAAAAUGAUAAAUAUUAAUAAAAAUAUAUGAAUCCGCGACGUUAUUGUUGUUGCCGCGAGGACACGUAAUGCGUCUCGCCGAAUCACGCGAACUCUGCGCGCGUGUAGCGAAACCGUUUUUACACGAUCGGCCGCGUGAAGUUUACUAUUCGUUUUCUUCUUCUUCUUUCUUCUUCUGUCUUCCAUCUCUCCCCCACAAUCCAAAGAACUCAGCUAGAGUAUUUUUUUUUUCCACUCUUGGUACCAACUUUUCCCCCGUCAACGCCCAUUCGGGUAAUAACGUAACUAUUAUAAUUAUGCACACGUUUAUACUACAAUAUGAUGGCCUCCAAAUUUAGUAGUGUAAGCUUUACCGAUGUGUAUAUGUUUGAUUUUCAAUGAUAUGUUCACAAUAAUUGUCGAGAUAUUAUCAUAUCCUUGUUAAAAUUUCAUUAAAUAAAAAAAAGCUGAUACUGGGAAUGGGAGCGGCCACUGUUGUAGAUGAGAAGUUGAUUAGGUAGGAUACAUAAGGUCAUUUCAUUUAUAUCUGUAAGCAACGAUAAACCAUUGCUUGACGAAAGAUGAUUCCGAGCACAGUUCGGUAAAUUUAUAAUUUAAAAUGCAGUAAUUUUUUUUUGCGUUUUUCUUUAAAAUUUGGUUUUAAAACGCUUAUUAAAAAAAAAAAAAAAGUCCUCCGAUGAAUUUUAAAAUUUCACCGCAACUAGGUAAGUCCAAUAUAAGUAUUUCCAAGUUUCAAGUCUCUACGUAUAUUUACAACAGAAUAACAGCAAAAACCUCCCAAAAAUUAAAAUUCCUUAGAAGCUCAAAAGUUUUGGCGAUGAUACGGUAAGAAAGUAAAUUAAAGAGGCAAUAAAAAAUGUGUCAUAUGAUUUUUCGAACAAAUCAAUUUUUCUGGUAGAAAACGUUCGUGUUUUUAUAAAAUAANCGUCGAAAAUCAAAAUAAAGACCAUUUUAAAGUUACAUCUAUACAACUUAAGUUUUCAGAAAAGUUGUUACAUUUAAAAAUCGGAGCAAGUUUACUAAGAGAAAACGUGUCCACAGACUAGAAGAAAAAAAAAGAAAGAAAGAAAGAAACAGCAUUGUAAAACCAAUAGCUCCUUCACUACGCUCGGUAUCUAAAACAAUCAAUUAUACAAUAUAAUAAGUAAUUUAAUACAUCACUAUACCUACAAUAAAAUACUUAUAUAAUAUUCGCUCUUAUCUUAAAAGUAAAAAUUUAAAUUUUUGGCCCACCGAGAAUAAAUAUUUUUUUUUUUUUUUUAUGGUCCUCUAUAAAAAAAAGUUUGGUUUCCACUGUUCUAUGUGAUGUUGUUUCGGUACAUUUAUUAAAAACCUCACUUAUAAUAGAACCUGAAUUCCGGAAGAAUCGGGAGCUGCAACUAUAAAGAGGCUACUAUACGUAUUAUAUAUUAUAUAUCUGUGGCUUGUCUUGGCUUUUCGGCCAAUGUCAUUUCUUUAAGCCCAUUUCUCGACAAACACAAAAUGAGGCAUUGGUCGUUCUCGCACUGAAUCGUUUACGAAAUCUUGUAUAUGUAAUAUCACGAUUAUUUAAAAACGUUUAAAUUUGCUUAAAAUCAAAAUAUCGAAAAAAAAAAUGUUUUAUAAAAAUGAUUACUAGAGCGCUGUGCUAUAAUAUUUCUCUAUUUUAUAUUUUUUUUUUUUUUAUAAAAUCCAAGUUGCCACUUAAUAAAAUAAUCGUAUAUUUUGAAACAAAAUUUUAUUUGUUAGAAAUAUUAAAUAAUCAUGAGUCGUCGAUUUUCUAAUAAAAAUUGAAGUUUACGAUAUUUAAAUUUUUUUUAAUUAUCAUUAUAAUAUAAAUCGAUACAACAAUUUUUUCACGAAAACAAUUUUUUUUAGAAUUUGUAUAAAUAUCAACAAAAUUUAGAACCUCGUGUCUAAAUAUUUAUAAUUUUAAAAUUUCGUUUCAAAACAUAUUUUUAAAAUGGCUAUUUCAGUUUUUGUUUUUUAAAAAAUAUACACAAUAGAGGAAUAUAUUAACGAAGACAUUUAAAAAUAUCGAACAGAGAAAACGCUGAAAAUUCAGUGCUUGAAUUCGAAAACAAUUAUAAGACAGGCGCAAAAGUGUUAAACAAAUUCGCGUACCUUAAGAUUUAAUUACUGUCUUUAUGUUGAUAAUAUCCAUUCGGGGACGGAGAUAAGGGUUGCACAGAAGGAGGAGUGGUAUCCCUAUGAUGGAGAUACUCCGAACUUCAAAAUUUAGAAAUUCAAUAAAGAUAAAAAUACAGCAACACUAAUAUAUUUUUAGUUUUUUUUUGUUUUUUUGUUUGGUAUCUUAUUGCGUGAUUACCCGCGUUAUAUUAUAUACUUCAAUCGUGUACUAUACUUAUCAAAGAAUAAACAAAAUUAGUAAAAAAAAUGUUUUGAGUUCGUUAAAUUUGGUACCUGGAGUCGACAAGCACACCCCUCCGUAGAUUUUUAUUUGACUCUGUAUCCAUUUGGACAAAUUAAAAAGGUACAUUAAAAUUUGUUUAGGCAAAAUGAGGUUUUCCGCUUCCUAACCGUAACCCCCAAUAUAAGCGCACUGGUUAUAAAAAUAGUAACUAAUAAUAAUUAUUUAUUAUUAGUUACUAUUUUUUUUUAAACAAUUUGUCUGGAUUCCAAACGUUUGAGACGGCGAAUUCAAUUCAGGAAAACGAUUAGGUUCAUUCAAAACGGUUAUUUUAUUAUUUUUUUUUUUUUUUCAUUGAUUUCACUCAAUUGCCCGUAUUAUAAUUUCAUAUUCCUACCUACCAGCCUUCUCACAUACCCUGUUAAAUAAUUAGUCUACCCGCAUGGUGAACAGGAGUAAUAUAUUUUAAACUUUAUUUUUGUUAUUAUUAUAUAGAAUAUACAAACGCGACUGUUUUAGAUUCUGAGGAAUGUGAUUUUGGUUUUACUAUGUUUUUUUUUUUUUGUUUAUAUAAACGAUUUUUCUACCAGAAAUCUCGUUUUAGUCGAAAUAACUUUAAAGAAAUUUCCUUGUACUAUUUUUUGUCUACGUAGUUAAUGCGUUGGUGAGAUAGUUUUUUGAUUUUUAAAUUCUGAGUGGACUCAGUGGAGCAACGAAUGUAUUGGUUUUACAAUGGUGUGUUCUUUUUUAUUUAUUUUUUUUAUCGGUGAAUAACUUUUCUACCAGAAAUUUUGCUACGGUUCACAAUGAUAGCAGUUUUUCUCAAAGAAAAUCUAACUUGAAAGUUACUUUAAAGAGGUAAUUUUUUGAUUUUCUUAGGAAUUUAGAAUUUAAAGAAAAUGUUUAAUGCAUAUGUAAUUAUUUUACCAUAGUAUAACAUAAAUAUUGUUGACAAAGCAAAACUAUCUAUCGAACUCCGCUCAGAAUCGUUAUUUCGUUAGCAAUUGUUAUUCGUUGUGUACGAUGUACAUUAAAUUUCUGUCCGCUAUUUCCUACCUUUAAUUUUAUAUUGAUGUUUUGAAAACCGCAGCCAAUAAUUAUUGUUUAUAUGAUUUUUGUUGAUUUCUGUUGGGUUACCCUGUUGACCGCAAAGGCAUUAAAUACGGCUAAUAAUAUUCUGCUCGGAAUCGUUUUUCGUUAGUAUUCAAUGGUUAGAUUCUUCGCAUACAAGUACACAUUAGAUGGUGUCGUCCAUCUCACCUUCAAAAACAGUCCGUCAGCCGGCUUUUUUUUUCUUUUCGUUUUUUUUUUUCUAAUGCAACAUAUUACCAAAUAUUUAAAACAAAUAUUAUUAAAGAAAAUGUAUAAAUAGCCUAUUGAUUUUACUAUGACAUAUAUAUAUUGUUGGCAGAGCAUUCACUAUCAACUGAACUCCACUCGGAAUCGGUUUUUCGUAAGCAAUGGUUUAUCGUUGCUUACAGGCGCACAUUAAAUUACCUACAACAGCGGCUGCACCCGUUCGCAUUAUCCUAGGACGUCUUUUUUAAAAAUAUUUCCACUCGAUUUUGUCGGGACUUUUUCGACGGCAUUAACAGCUUUUCGGCCGAUUUUAAUACGCGCAUAUACAUCGGAUACUUGAUUUUUAUGAUAAUAAAACGCGCGUAUGCCGAUGGUUCGUGUCAUUACCGUGUCAUAACGGAAAACAAAACCGUCAAUAGUUCGUGUUGUUCGUAAGCGGCGACGACGACGACGUGUUGUUAUGGAUGGCGUGAUGUUUUACGUUAUUAUUACUACAGUGCCGAGGCGCAUAAAUUACAACGUCCACGAAUACUGGCGGUGGCGGCAGCGGCGGCGGCGGCAGUCGUCGGCGUGCAGGUGGCCGCGUACCGUCGAUUUUUAUUUUUAACGCCACUGAAACCGCAUUUAAAUGUAUAAUAAUAACUGUAAUGUCAUAGUAUUGUUACUACGCGUUGUACCGCCGCCGACGUCUCCGCGCGGUGUCAAAACGAACUAAAUGUUAUUGUACGCGCGAUUCAUUUAUUAGGAUUGCGCAAAUACAAUCGAUAUUAUCGAAAUAUCGAUAUUUUGGUGUGGGGGGGGAGGGGAAAUCGAUAUUAUCGAAAUCAAAAUCUAUAUUUGCGCGUCGUGAACAUACGAACGAUUCGCAACGUCGAAAUUUAUCAAAACCGCCCACGUCUAUAUGAAACCGCUAUAAAAAAAAAAAAAAAAAAAAACGUUAANAAAACACGUUAAACACGUCAGGGGGGGGGGGGCGUCAUUUCAGUUUUUCAACUGCAGGCGUGCGAACGUUUGCCGAUUUUCCUGGACAUUUCCCGUCCGAUUCGCUCGCUAUUAUAUGUAUUAUGAUUUUAUCGUAUUCCCGCUCGACAUUUUAAUAUUCAAACACCGAAUUUGUUGACACUGCUGCAGUAACGAUAUUAUUGACAUUGAUACGCUAUACGGCCAUAGUAUAGUUUUUCACGAAAUACUUCACUCGUUAUAACCACGAUUUACUCCGCGUGACGUUCAUUUCGACUGUUAUCUCGCCGCUAACAUACCUGUUUAUUUAGCCACGUUAACAGUUGAAAAUUGACCGUGGUGAAAAUCCCCGCCGUGUCUCCCAUCCCGCAUUUCCGCCAUUGGCCAGUUACAACGAUUACCUUUCGCGCAUUUUACUAAAUUUCGUCAACAACGGCGCAAUAAUUAUUCGUAACAUUUUGCGCGGGCCGAAAACCCGUUAAAAAAUAUAGGGCUGCCAAAAUAUAUCCCUCAAACGACGCCUCUGGACAAACAUAAACGUGCUCUGAAAUAACCGCAAUGCAGAAUAUUAUACAGAUAGCGUAUCACUCGUCCCGAAAUGUUGGCCGUCGCCACUGCCGUUAAAAAUUUAGCCGUCUAUAGUAUUUUUUCAUGGAAAUCACAAAACAUGCGAAUUUUUCGUCCGAUAGUAAGUACUAAGUACUUUAUCUGAAACAUUUUUUUUUUUUUUAAUAUUCCCACUUUCUGAAAUUUUUUUUUUAAAUUUUCCAAUCGAAUGUCGAUAUCGAUAUUCGAAAAAUCGAUGCAUUGAAAUCGAUUUGCGCAACCCUACGCGCAAUAACGCUAUACGAACGGAAUAAUAAUUAACAUAAUGUAGGCAUAGUUGAUAUUACUUAUUAUUAUUGUGAUUACGCAUUGUUAUAUAUUAAUAGAACUCUAUAAUAUCGUAAUAACAAUAUAAUAAUAAUAAUUAUUAUUAUUUACCUGAUAAUAUUUUAUCGGUUCGUUGAGAAAGUUUUGGGGGGUAAAAAAAACAAGCCACGCGGUUUCGUUUGAUUUAUGCCGGCGGUCACAGUACCUUAUACUACAGGAAACGCAACGCUCUUUUUAAUAUUAAUAUGCGAUAAUACGAGUUAUUACUAUUCAUUAUACAAUCGUACAGUCAUAAUUUAUUAUAAUGUAAUCAUAAUAACAAUUCCGUUACCUAUGAUUUCAUACGGCUGUCCUUAACGUAAUAUAGAUGAGGAGACGAUUUAUUUUUGUUGUUUUAGAUUCUGGGGGCCUAUUCUCAAUGCAAUUGGAAAUAUCGGUCGAAUAACUCUUUUCGAUCCUUGAUUUUCGAUCAAAAAAGUCCAUUCGAUUGCUAGUUCUCGAUCGAGUGUAUUCUCAGACAGUGAUUGAAUAUUGUAAAUCGUAAAUUUCAUUUUCGGUUGUCGAAUCGCCUAUCACUAAAAAGAGUUUUUAUUCCGUGAAGAAACGGAAUACACGGCCGAUAACAAUAAAUUGUUUGCGAGUUACGUCUAUUCAAUACUUAUAUCAUAUACUAGUAUACAUAUUAUAUGAUCUAAAGAAAAUCAAAAGUCAAUACCUAGUGAUUUCACCAUCGAAAAAUAACAUUUUUUCCAGCACCAUACUAUAGUUUCAUAAGUUGUCGAAAAAAAUUAAGGGCUAUACCGAGACAAUAACGAAUGCGAAUUUAUCGCCCUUGUAAUAUAUACACGGUAAAAUUGAUUUAUUAAUUAACUACAAAAAAAAAAAACAACCGAAAUCAAAUUUUACGCGAAUUUUUUCGCGUAGAGGUAAUCUCCGGUUGACGACCGUAUAAACAUCGGUAUGUAAUAGUGCAAUUAGGUCGGUACGACAUUAGGUAUGCAAAUGCACUCAAUUCAGAUGCGAUCUCGUUGAAAAUUAUUCAUCGAACCCGUUGUACGGUACAUAAAUUCAACGGGUGAUAAUGUUUUGAAUAGUAUCAAUAUAUUAUUAUUACCCCAAAACUGCUGUCGUCACCGCUUGUCGGUCCAAAAACUCGUAUACAAGAAAAAUUCGUAUAGUUAAAAAAAAUCGCCUCUAAUAUCGCGGGCGGUUCGAAUUGAAAAUCAAUAAAUAUUAUUACGUACAUGUUUUGUUGACUUUACCUAUUAAAUCUCUCACCGGAGUGUAUUUACGAAAUAAUAACACUAUUACUUUUAUUGCAUUGAAGACGAUAUGAUAAUAUAAUAACUAUUCCGAUGAACCAAUACUGUUCGUUUAUACUGUUCGUUACACCGAUAAAUGAUUAUUUACAGGUUUUCCUCCCUACCCCCCCCCCAUCAAAUGCUCGUUCGAAUUCCAUACAGGGUGUCCCGCGAACAUAGUAUUGUGGCCAUUGCGAUAUCUCGUGGAGAGUAUUAACUUUUUCCGUCAUUUUUUUUUUCGUUUGUUUUUUUUUUUUUUUUUUUUACAGUUUAAGAAACAAUGACUUCACCAGGCGCGUUUACAAAAGAAUAUUUCAGGCAGGGGGGUUAAGGUUGUACACUUUCAUACUCUUAUGAUAAAUAGAAGUUUACAUACUUUCAACUGUAGAAUUAUUUAUUUUUCAUUAAAAAUGUCAAUAUUUUAUAACGUUCAUUUUUAGGCUUUUAGGUUUACCUGCUAAAUAUUACAUUUGGUUUUUUAUAGCGAAUUCAGCUUAAAUGAUAACGGCAAUUCGUAUUAUUGUGCUGAUAAUACGGACUAUGCGAUAUCGCCGUAUCAGUUAUAAUUUUCUGAAAGCAGAAAAACCACAACAAAUUAGAAAUAUGAUUAUUAUAACAAUAUGUAUACCUACUAUCUAGUUAAUAAAAUAAAAAUUAAAACCAACAUUGUAAUUAUUUUCCUCAUUGACAGAAACCGCUUUUGAGACUCUAUUCAAUAAUCUAUUUUAAUCAUGAUUUUCAAAAUUAACCCUGCCCCCUCCCCCUUGUACACGCGUCUGGACUUUACCGUUAUUAUUUGUCGCCCUUAUUUUCGGGAGUUCCUGAGGUUGCCUGAUUUUGCUUUUCAAAUACCGUCGACCUUCGUUGAAAAAUCAAUAAGCGUCAAACAGAGUAAAUUGGCGCCGACAUUUUUGAUUACCGUCCACUGGUCGACGGGAUUACUUUUCGUUGGAUUUUGUUCCGCUAAUACUCUCUCCUCGGCCGGUUCGAUCCCAAAAAUUAGUGGAACGAAAAAACAAAAUAAUGAUAAUGUAACGUUAUAGAACUACUCCCGAGAUAUCUCAACGGUCAUGACGGGACGCGUUGUACAUAGUAUGGUUGACGUAUCGGGCGCGAUACAAUAAAUUCGAGUUUUUCGGAUAAUUUUGUUUUUUCAUUAUCAGUAAACAAAUCGGUUAGGUCGAUAUAGAUAAUCGCGAAAUAAUAAUAAUAUUAUUGAUUAUAAAUACCGUUACGAGGAUGUCGGCGCGCUAUUUGCGUUACGCUGUUUGGCCCGCGCGCAACAUGGCAAAUUUCAACGUUCAACGAGAACCGCACUCGCGUGUCAUUGGCUCGGGUAUUAGAUAACGAUUUGACCCGCCGUCAGUGGUUGUUUUUUUUCUCAAAACUUUCGAAAAAUUUGUAUUUACAUAACGCAAUGUGUGAUUUCCAGAAAAUGUGUACGAGAAUUUACAUUGAUUUGAGAACAAUAUUCCGCAGGGAAUUUCAUAGGUGGUUUUUUGAACUAUGAACUAUUAAAAAAGUUACAGUCGUUAAAAAAAGAAAAAAAAAAAGAAAAAAAAAAGGGUUUUGUAUUUUUUAUAUCGAGCUGUUUAUUUUGAAUGACAAGAAUUCCUUUUACGUUCCCUCCGCAAUGUUGUUCUCUAUGAAUUUCGUAAGAGGUACUUUGACUCUAAAACCACAUAAACAAACUGUGUUUUACUUGUUCUGCGUAAGCAUCAUUGUUUUCGCAUGUUACCCGGUAGUUGGACCGAGCCAGUAUAGAAUCGGACGCGAAACGAACAAAAAACGCGCAAAUCGUAAUAUUUCUGUGUGUUUGCCCUCGCGUCCAUUACGUAAUCACAAUGAUGUGCCGUGCAUAUUUUACACGUUGACGAAAUGCAAGGCGAUUGCAAUAAUAAUAAUAAUAAUUAUUAUUAUUAUUAUUAUUGCAGGUAUACAGUGUGAUGAAUAUUGCGCCCAUAAUAUUAUUAAUACUAUUAUUAUACGCGUCGUGUGUAUGUAUUGUAUACGGUUAUAGCGUUUAACUGUUUUAAGUGGCGUGUUUACGGUCCGUUUAUUAUUUUUCCGGGGAAGGAGGGGAGGGGGCGGGGUGUUGGUGAAGGUGUUGAAUCGACGCAAUUUAGACGGUCGAAUCCCCCCCUCCUCCUCCGAAUCAUACAGAAUAUACCGAACCCGCCGAUGUAUAAUUAUAGAAGCCGUGCACUUCUGGAAGGUUUAGAAUGGCCAGAAGAGCGGAACACCUAGCGCCCUUGCCACCAGUUGCUUGCACAGCCUAUAGAUUUACACACAUAAUAUCGAUCGCGCGUAUCGAAAUAAAACCGUUUAAACGGUGACCGACGAUAUUCGUAAAAUAUCGUAAAUGACUACUGUCGGUGGUACGUACGUGUCCACGUACAUUUUAUUACGUUUUGGUUAAUACGUGUGGCGCGUGCGAGCGGCCGCCGCCGCCGCCACUGUCGGUUGGUAUGAUCGCAUUAAGUAUUCACAAUUGAUAUAAUAAUAUUAUUAUUAUUAUUUUAACCGUCAAAUAUCGUACACUAUACAGGGUGUCGCGAUUGUGUGGCGAACGUCUGUAUUGGCGCAAGCAUUACGUGCGAGUGCAGCGUAUGUAGCAGUGGCGUGACUAGAACACUUUUAUGUAAUGGCCGAUAAGGUAAAGAAGAAAAAAAUACGGACACACUUCGCACGUGCAUGAGCAACUAGGUGAAAAAUUGAGAACGUAGAGGGGAAAUUUAAUAUCGCUGUACCUACAUACGCAACGGUUUAUCAUAUCAUGUCAUCAGUUUAUGUCAUGGAUAUCUAAACUCUAAAGCUUGUGCGCAGCAUUUUGAAACACAAUACACAGUCGACUAAAUAGAUUAAAAUAAUGGUUUUCAUCCAUUUGUCGAUAUUGUUACCAAAGACCUAUUGUUAAAGUUCUCCUUGCCAAUUUACGUCCACCAAAUUUCAACCUAUAGACGUAUUUAAAACAUCUUCGCUGUAGGGUAAUCAGCAUAACGUAAUAACACACUAAUUGUAUAUUAUAUCGGAACGUAUUAAUUUUUUUCGUAGUUUAUUUUUUUUUCGAACAUUUAAGAAACAACAAGCAGCUUUAAAAUUUUAAAUUACCGUUGUUAUUAUUUGUUGCUCUUGUUUAUGAGGGGAGUGAAACGGAAACGACUGCUCCCCUACUUUUGAAUUUCCCGUUUACAAGAUAUUCCGCUUAUAAGUUCGCGGUAUCAUAUCGGUAGGGGAAGAGUAUUCAAACCCCGCGCACCGUGCCGCCACACAAAUGGCACUUCACUUUACGCUGUUCUCCCGACCUAACAUAAAAAUGGAAUAUCUGAUAGGCAUUGAAACGGAUUGACGUAAAUUGGACGAUUUCAACACCAACACCAAGCAUAAACCCUCGUCUGUUUAUAAUUUAGAGCCGCUUGUUUCUCAAUUGGUCUAAAAAACAGAUUUCGAAAAUAAUCAAGUUAUAAGUUAUAGUUAAGUUGUAACAGGUAUUAUAUUUUCUCGAUUUAUAUAUAUAUAUAUAAUAAUAACACACACGCAGCAUAGAAAUUUAGAUAGAUUUUCCUUCAUUCGAUAGAAAUGUAUUUGGAAAUUUUGGAAAUUAAAAACCGAAAAAAAAAACCAACAUGUACCCUGACCGUGAUCGCGUGUAAACGCUGGACGAUUAAUUCAUAUCGUUUCGUCGAUCGAACCGAUCGAAGGAUAUUCGGUCGGAAACUAUUGCGUUAAACCGAGUAAUAUACUACAAACAAUAAUAGGCACCUAUUAUGAUAAUGUAUGCGUUUGACAAAGAUUUGAAAACAUCGGUUUCCGAUUCCCUUAAUCGGGGCCGUCAUUUUCAGUUUCUCAACGGGGAUGCGAAUCGGUUUGAACCGGGCCGAUUUUCCUGAACAUUUUCCGUUCGCUUUUAUUCGUAUUCCUGUUUUGCGUUUUAAUAUUGAAAUACUGGGUUUGAUGAAAUUUACAGCACAAUUUCACUAAACCACGGCUGUAUAGUUAAUUUUUUCACGAAAUACAUAACUCGCUAUGCCGCGAUUUACUCUACUUGACGUCACUGACGACUCUAUUAUCUCUCGCUGUAGCACGCCUGUUUUGUUUGGCUACGAUAACAGUAUUAACUAACAGUUGACGAUAUAUUUUAUCAACCGCGGUCAAAAUCCUCCGUGUCUCACUCUCGCAUCUUAGAACCCCCCUCCCCCCUCCCCCUGUAUUGCGAAUAUGCGGCCAUUGGCGGUUACAGCGAUUAAUUUUUGCGUUUUACAGUCGACAACGGCGCGAUUAUAACAUUUUACGCGGGCCGAAAUAAAAAAAAAAAAAACCAAAAACGUGUACGCCAAAAACCCGUCAAAUGACGCCCCUGCCCUUAAUAUUGUUUGUACAGUAGGCGUGUAUAUAUAUAUAUAAUAUUCGGUUUACGAAACUUCGCGAGACGUUUAUUCUAUAUAAUACACAAUUUACCGGCAGCUGGUCAAAUAUCCAGACCGAAAAUAUGUUUCCUAUAAUAUUGUAGACAAACGAAUGCAUAUUAUUACGAAACGUAAUUUUCGUCCUACGCGAUCGCGCACGGCCUGCAAUAACACUACGGCGGUAUUACACGAUUUUAACGCGGAUAAUAAUUAUAACAUGCGUUUUAUUAGUAAAAGAUUAUAAAAAAAAAAAAAAAAAAACGUUUUCUGGUUUUUUGGUCUUUAUCGGCAACACAUCGUACCUCUCUGAAGUGCACAGGAUGUAACACGAAGAUACGACACGUUUCGUUCUGCAUACGCUAUUUGCGAGUGUUUCUUUUUGUCUCGUGUCAAUGUUUAAAUAAGCUACGAUUCCCUCUAUUUUAUAUUUAUUCAUAAUUUAGUUUUCAUAAUAUUAUCAGAAAAUUUAGUUUACUAUUCAAACAAAAUAAAUAAAAACAUUCAAUUUACACUCGAAAUACAAACGAAUAAUAAAGUAAAUUUCUUGGGUCUUACAGUUUCCAUAAUAAACAAUAAAUUUGGUUUUAGUAUUUACAGGAAUCCUGCACAAACUGAUUCUAUAACACCACACGAUUCUAAUCACCUUUAUUCUCAAAAACUAUCAUUUUUUAAUUCAAUUAAACGUAGUCCAUUAAACAAACAUAAUUAUCAACACGAGCUCAAUAUUAUCUAUAAUAUAGCCCAUAGAAAUAAUUUCAAAUUAAAUAAUAUUAAAAAAAAUGUAUAAAUUUAUUUAAGAUAAAAUAAUACACAACUCGACAAAUAAUGUUGUUAACUAUUGUAGUAUAAAAUAUCAAAAUAACGUGUCUAACGAAUUCGCUAAAAUUCUGAACGACAAUAAAAAUAACGUAAAAAUCGCUUUUAAGACUAAUAAUAAUAUCAUUAAACGUGUAAACAAUAAAACUGAAACCUUCACAAAAAUCUCUCUUCUUUUGAAAAUGCCGGUAUAUAUAAAUUUAAAUGUAACUGUAAUAGAUUUUAUAUAGGUAAGACUAAUCGAAAUUUUAAAAUUAGAUACAAAGAACACAUUUCCGAAAUAAAAAAAACACCGUCCCCAAUUCAAAUUUCGCUAAACACGUUUCGAAAAAUAAUUAUAAUAUAAGUUAUACGCAUACAUUUUUUUGUUUAUACGUUUAUUUACUUUGCCUGUUAUUUGUUUAGAAGUCGAUUGUUUCUAUGUAGAUACUACACUUUAUUAGUAAGUAGUGAGAUGAGUGAGAUUCUUGUCACAUAUUUCAAUAAUUUUUAUCAUAAUAUUGUAAUAUAUUAUUUGUAUGAACAUUAAACACAUAAAUAAAUUGAAUAAUUAGAGAUAUUAUUGUGCAACGCAAUUGAUUAAUGUUAAACAUUUUUUAUGAAAGGAUUUGGGGAAUGUGCGGAUGUCAGUGUAUGCCAAGUCUCUCGCUAAAUAUGAUUAAAUAAAUUUGAAUGUUAAACUUUUUAAUUUUUGUCAGGCCGUUUACGAGAUAUUCCACUUUUGAGUUUGGGUCGGGGGAGAGUAGUGGAGCAACAUUUGUGUGGUGUGGCACAGCGCGUGGCGUUUUAUGAAUGUACCACUACUCUCCCCCGACCCAAACUUUAAAGUGGAAUAUCUCGUCGAAGGAUUGAUAGAAAUUUAAAUUUUAAAACUUUCACCCCCCUGAAAAUUAGGGUGGCGAAAAAUGACGUAAAUGUAAUGUUGCAGAUCUGCUUGUUUCUAAAAUUUUCGAUAAAACAAAUGUAUUGGGAAAUUAAUACUUUCCGAAAUAAUGAGGGUCUUAUGAUAUAUUGAUCACCCUGUAAAAAAUUGCGUAUUAUAUUAGAUGUAGGUAUACGUUUUUACACGCGACCGUAUUUUCGUUUUUAGAAAAACGGGGAAAUGUCUCGGGGGAUUUCGCAAAUAAAAGUACAUUAAAAAGGUUAAAAAAUUACGUAAAAAAGACGGACAAAUUUCGCGCGUGGGUGGGUCACUGUUGUAUUAGGUGAGAAUUCGGGAAAGUAGGAUGUAGAAGGGAAUUUAAUGCAUAUCUGUGAGGAAUGAUUAAUCACAGCUAACGAUAAACGAUUCUGAGCGGAGUUCGGUUAAAUAAUAUUGCUUCUUCAACAAUAUAUAUAUACACAUGUAAAAUUAUAGUAAAACGAAUAUAUAUUGAAACAAUUUGUUUUGACCAGUAACUAUAUAGAUCUGUUCCACAUAAUUGUUUACACAAACGAUUUUCGUCAACAUUUGAUAUUAAAAUUCCUUUAUAGAAAAAAAAAAAACUGCCACAUUGAACUCAAUUUUUUUUUUUUAUUUGACCACUAAGCAUGACUAUUAAUGAACCUCCUGUCCGAAUUUCAAGUCUCUACGAAUGUUUUCAACUGCAUUACAACAAACAAUACGUUUCAAAUACGGGUUUUCUCGGAUAUGAGGAAAACCGAGCAGAAAAUCAAAAAAAUUACCCCCCCCCCGAUGUUACCAUUUAGAUUCUAGACAAUAUUUCCUUUUCGAAAAAGUGCCACACUUGCAUCACAUCGGAGCAAUAUUUCUGUUGGACAAUUUUGUCACAGUACAGAAAGAAAAAAAUUAAUAAACACCUUUGUAAAACCAAUACAUUUUUCGCAUCAUUCGGAGUCUGAAAAGUUAAAAUGCAACAAUACCAUGAAAAAAAAAAAAAAAAAAAAAUAAUGAAUUAAUUUAUUACACAUUUUUUUACGGACAAACGGAAUCGGUAAAUAAACUCUAACAAGGAGUGAGGGAGGGUCAAACAUGUCCUAAGAAUCGGGGUUUGUUGUUAGCCUAAUGGCGACUUUUAGGCGAGACCUCCGGCCCUGGCCGUCGGUAUUAUCGGCCUAGGGCCGCGGUACUCGCCGCUAAUUAUCGUAAACCUUGCGUCCUUAUCACUGCGUUAACCCGGUGCGUUUGUUGUUGUUUUUUUUUUCCGGACAGGCGCCGGGACAAGACCAGCGGAAUCCGCCGCGGUCGUGAACAACGACAACCAUAAGCAACAGUUGCUGGACAGCAAGGUGCCGUCGACCAUCUCGUACGGGGGCUGCGACGACGGCCGCGUGAUCAACUGCCGCACGCUGCCGCUGUUCAACUACACGGACCUGACGCCGCCGCCCGUCGGGGCCGACGCCGCCGCCGACAUACUGCAGGACGACAAUUGCCCGUCAGUACCGCGACGCCCGCGUUGGCCGGUGUGCGGCGUUAACGACCACGGCGACGGCGACGGCCGCGGUGAAGACGGCGGCCGCGGCGGCCCCGAUCCGCCGCCGGCCGCCGCCGUGCUGCCGGACGCCGACCGCCGCCGUUUGUAUUACGCGCUGUUGCUGCCGCUGUCGCUCUCGUUGUUAAUGCUGUACACCGGCCAUUUGUAUUUGUAUUUCUUGCUGCUGUUGACGCUUUUGCUGUCGUUUAUCGCGGUGUUGGUCGUCAUCGCCGUGCUCUACUGUUUGCUGGUGAUGUUGCUGUUGUCGUUUGUCGCAGUCGUAUUCAUUCUCGUCGUUUUCACCGCGUUGUACUACCGACGCAAGGACGGCGCCCUGCAUUAGGUCGUCAGUUCGCGCGGGCGCCGAUCGGAGGGACGAAACACCGGGGGGGGGACGUCCUCCCCCCCCCUCCCCCGAAAAACUAUAACCGUAAUACAGAGUGUGCCACUCGAAGGUUCCAUUAAAACCCCGCGAUACGUCCCGAGUCAAUGAAGACAAUCAAAUUCCGGUUCGUUUUUUUUUUUUUUAAUGUACAACUCGUUACGACAUAUUGUAUUCGUAUGCCAAUUAAAUUUAUGUUUUCGGGGACAUUUUUUUACAAAACAUAACUGUUAAUUUAUUUUUUCGAAGAAUUUUAAAGUUUUGACAUUUUAUCCCGUUAACCUAAUGAUUUUUUUUUCCGUUUACAGUUAGUAUAGUGCUUUUUUAAAAAUGUAUUUUCAAACAAAACUUAUCAGAAAACGAGAUUUCGAAACACUACUUGAGCUGUACACUAUUUUUCUAUGAACUAAAAAAUACAUUACAAAUCACGAGGUUAAUGAAAAUAAAUAAUUGAAUUACGAACGUAAUCAGAAAACUAAUAAUCUCUGUAAAAUCGAUAUUUUUUAAUGUGUCGACUGUAAAAGAAUACAAUAUUUUUAACCAAAAUACGUAAAAAUAUAACUAACACUAUGAGUAUUUUUAAACGUUGUACCUGUGAGGCGUACUAAAAAAAAAAAAAAUAAAUCAGAAAUUGAUAAUCUUCGUUAUCUCAAGAGAUAUCGCCGUGGACACCCAAUCUGUGUGGGCCACCCUGUACGGUGAAGUAUACAAUUUUCAUUCGUGACUUUGUUUUUCUGCUCGUAUGGAUCAUGAUGAGUCAUUCGAGAUUGUCGGUUUAUGUAAUUUUCAGGAGGGGAGAAAUCUUUUUUUAAUGAUGAAAAUUAAAAUGCUGUGUCAGCCGAAACAACACUGUCAAACCUUUAUCUCGUACAAAACCACAUACUUUUGACCGUUUCAUUAGAUUGUAUUGCUUUCGUUUCUUUUCUCCGUUCAAAUCGUAUUUUGUUGCUAAAACUACAAUAAGAGCCGUAGGGUUGAGGCGAGACGUUCGUCUCAGGCGCUAAGGUGCCGUCACAAUGGGGACGCUAAACUUUGAUAAUUAUUUUUUUUUUUUUUACUAAAUCCGUCGAUAAGUGCCUAUUAUUUAUUACUAGGGUACGGAUUUAAGUGCACUUUAAAUCCACAAAAAAAGCGUUUAAGAACGUCAAAAAAGCUCUGAAAAAUCACUUGAAAAAAAAAUUUAAAAGAACAAUAAAGGUCUGAGUUUAACAGUUUCCCCUUCUAUGGUCUCUAACUUAUUAGAAAUAAUUUUUUAACUUUUAAAAAAUGUAUAUUUCAAAGUAUUUUGUUUUUUAAAUAAAUUUAUACGUGUUAUAAAAAAUAAAAUGUUUUGUGUUAAUCAUUUGUCUGUGUUGGAAAAAUGUAUUUAAUGGGGUGAGAACCGUCAGAGUGGGAACUUUAAAACUCGUCUACCACUUAUUAAACCUAAAAUUUACCUGCUUAUUAAAAAAUUUUCGAGUGCAUUUUUGACGAUUUAAUCGCUUUUUUUUACGGAUUAUAAGUGCAUUUGAAUCCGCGACCCUAUUAAUUGCCCAAAGGUAUAUAACUACAUUAUUGUCUUAUUCGAAACGUGUGAAUCGCGCUUUUUUUUUCCCUGUUUUUUUAAUUAUUACCGAUGCGUGGGAGAGACACGUGGGAAUCAGGAUAACAUUACACCGGUGCGCCGCAUCUCCGACAACCCCGGCCGGCCAUAACGCUGUAACGACAACAGCGAUAUCGACACCGCCAUCUAGCGUAUUGUCCGGUAGUUUUCGUCGUUGCAACUAUAGCCCGAAAACUAGAAAUAAUAAACAACGCAAAUAUAACCGGACGUUUCGUUUAAAACCCAGAGGCGCCCCCCACUUGACGCUUGGCGACAACCACCCUGUGCGCAGAUCGGCGCUGACUCCGGCUGCAGACAAAGCGGAGGCGUUGUUUGUUUUUUUUUUUUCUUCGUUUUUUCUGUUUUUUUUUGGGGGGGGGGGGGUUUCGGCCUUUCGGACCAUCCCGUACAACAAAUAUUCCUCCGUCUCUCUCUGUCUCCAGCUAAUUUCCCUCCAGUUUGCUCUCGGAUCUACUGUUUUAACGUCCCUCUCUUCACACAAUCUUCCCGCCUAAGGUGCGGCCCGCCCGCCGGCCUUUUUCCUAUCGGCUCAUCUUCAAUCGCCACUGCUUUUAUCGUUGUUUUCUCCGUUUCCCCCCCAGGCGUGUCCGGCCCACAUUAACCUUCCUUUCGCGGCCUCCCUUGAUACGCACGGUUUUCGGCACAUGUUUUGAAGCACCUCGUCGGUUCGCAUUCGCCGUUCUCCGGCUCGUGGGCCGACACACGGUCCGCAGGUUCGUCUCGGAACUUUUCUUUCAAAAACGUCUAUUCUCGCUUCCACUGUCCUUCUCAGCGCCCGCGUUUCCGGGCCGUACGGGAUGACGCGGCGUAUUAACGUCGCGCACAUUUUGGUUUUUAAAAUUUUCCAGCGGUCAUAGAGAAUACUAUUCAAAUAAAGCGAUGGCCGAUAAUUUGUUGCCGCGCGCGUUCGCUCGGUUUAUAAUCUGCCGGCGGACGCCCGUCGUUCGGGCGCGCGUGCCGGUAAUCACUGGUACUAUUACUAUCGCCGUCGCCGCCGUCGGCGUCGUCGUCGUCGUUGUUGUUGUUGUUGUUAUGAUACGAGCGUUGUUAGCACUGAAUUGUGGAAUCGCAGUAGUCGUUGUCGCCGCGGUGACCGUGGAAAAUUAUCACCCGGACAACCCCGCGUGAUAAAACCGGGUGUGGGUCGACUGCGUCCCGGUACGGACGUUUUAAACCGGCCGUUCAGGCCGGUGCCGUAGUUGUAAGAUGUUUUGUUCGGCGGCGGGGGGGGGAGAAUAAUUUGCCGGCCAAACGUGGCGCGUGACGGCCUCCCGUCCGGCACAGGCCAACGUUUCAGACGCCGAAUGCAGCGAACGAGCUGCUAUAGUUUUACCAAGACGCGUGCGUGUUUUUUUUUCGUUCAACGAAACGAUUUUUCCCAGACUAACCCGAUUUUUCCGCGCCGUGCCCGCCCCGAACGAUGCGAAUUCCUCGCCUGCCGGUACGCAUUGAGUCGGAUAAUUUUUUCGAAAUUUCCAAUGCUUUUCCCCGAAAAUUACGUCUUUUUUUUUUUUUCGAUUUUCCGAGCGGCCUUCACGAUGUUCGGGAAAAACGGGAAAAUUUACGUUCACGUAUAAAAGAAACUUCACUACGAAUCGUUUUUCGUUAGCGGCGGUCUAUCGUUGCGCACAGAUAUAAAUUAAAUUCCUCUGUACAUUCUAUCUUCCCAACUUCUCACCGACAACAGUGGCCCACCACCCAUCGUGCGAAGUAUGUCGGCCAUUUUUAUAUUAUAAACCCCUUUCUGGUAAGUGAAAUAUUUCGGUUUUUCACGCAGUGCCUACCAUCACCAUACCUACCAAAACAUCUGAUACAGAUGUGGAAUUUUUACCGAUGGUACUAUAUUUUGUGACGCUUUUUUAAAUCUUCAAUAGUUUACUUUCUAGGUCCUGUAUUUGAUUUUUUCUCCGUGAACAUCUUUUUCGGUCAUCGAAAUUAACUCGACGUUUUCAUGCUGUACUCCUGCCAAAAACGACGCGGUCUUUUCGUGGUAGUUUGUUUGAAAAAAAUAUAGUUUACCAUUACAAAUAGAUGUACUAAGGUGUAUUAUAAUUAAAAAUUUGAUAAAAAAGUUUAAAAGUUAAAAAAAUUUAAAAAAUUAUAAUUGUUGUUUUUACCCGAACGUGUACAGGUACAAGAACUUGGAACGGCAUUUGCGGUGUGUGGACGUGUUCACUAGACGGUGCAUGACGGUCGACCAACGAAAAGCGUUCUAUUUGCUGUACAAAGUGCCCACGUUGGACAUGCAGGAAUUGUGCACUGAAGGGGGACCGUACAGAGAAGGUCAGUUUCGAAUUUAAUAUACCCGGUAUGCAUCGUAUAGUUGUUAUUAUUCCGAAGGGAUUGCCGUGUGCCGAACAAACGGGAAAAAUUUUGAGGACGCGGGAUAGGUAUCAGCAUUUCACUAAAACUCCGAGGAGCAGUAUAGCAAAAUUAACUACUAGGUCACUUAGAAUUGAAAUCGUGACGUGAAUCAGAGUUUAAACUCGAGUAACGAAAUGUAAAGGAGAGACAGGGCACCGCGUUGUCUUUUUACUCUUGAAAUAUUGUCAGACGUAAGAGUUACAGCAAUGUUAGCUUGCGCUUUUUAAAACAGCCGCGGGUUUUUCGGUUUGGCAAUAUUUCAUAAAGUACGAAGUAAUAUUUUCACCUGCAUAGUAUUGUGCUGUUUAAACUCUAAUUUCAACGCAAACGCCACAAUUUCAAAUUGUGAUAUUUUCGACCCGAGUCAGUAAAUGCGGAUACCGAGUCGUUUUGAGUAUAUUUAAUAUUGGUACUUGAGAAAUAAUCGAAAACUAAAACACAAUUAAAAAGCCGGUAAAAAUAUUACGUUCUUUCUGUUUUAUUUAUUUUUUAUACAAACCGGUAAUAGUGUAUGUUCGGUUUUACACGUGCGCUUUGUUCAGGGCCGGCGAGAACUUUUGCGGGCUCAGGUGGCUGAUCGAUCCCAGGCCCCCUUUACUCACACGUGUUUGGCCGCCAAGAUAUAUACGUACCACUCGUACGAAAAUUGUACAUAAUUUAAUACCCGCAGUACAAAUAUUCGAGUUUUAUAACACGUGAACAUCAAAACCAUUCGGUUUAGUUAAAAUCUUUUAUAUUUUCGAUGACGAGAUUAAAUAGAGCCAUUAACGUUAAAUUAAAAAAUUGUUGUACCAUAUCCCAUGGCUCUUUGGAGAUUGUCGUGAUAUUGUUUCAUCCUGGUAUAUCGGAAAUGUUCUGAAAUUUGCGUUUGACGCUGUGGCGAAUGAUUGUAAAAUGACAUUGUACGGAAUUCGUCACGGGCCCCUGUCGGAGGUACGGGCCCCGGGGCUCUAGCCCUCCCUGCGCCACCCGCUCGCCGGCCCCGGCUUUGUUUGUAAACGAAAUUUCGACAAGACGAUUUUCUCCAACCGAAUCGAUCGAAACAUAAUGGAAAGUUUCCCCCUCGGCUUUGCGUUGGCAAAUUUUCUCAAGUCGACGCAUUGGGAAAAGGUCGUUUUGAUCUCAACGAAUUCCCCAAACUGCGUCACCCAUAACACAUAACGUACGGCGUCCAUAAUAUUUUCGUUCGCACGCAACAGAGUACCUGAAGCACGCGACCUGUCUGCGGACCGUUCACAACGAGUACAUCCAGUGCGGCCGGCGACAUCAGAACGAACUGGCGGCCCUGAUGGCCGAACACGACCACCAACACCACGGGGGGUCGUCACCGGCGAACGACGGCACCCCUUUCGCCGGGCCCGAACAAAUAACCCAGAACCUGGGACACCUGUGCGGGUAAGUGUCGAUAAUAGGCAAAUAUUGUUCGUUUUUUUUUUUUUUUUUUGUUCACAAACCCGUGCGGUCGCCGUCACGUCUUCCGGAAACCCGUUCCCGGGGAACGCCUGAAAUAGUCGCGGGAUUUUUUUUUUUUUAUGAAAUUCCGGGAUACCGGUUUAAAAAUUCAAUUCUCAUUUUUUCGUGAACGCGAAUCGCUCGUAAACCGAAAAACGGUACGCUGUGUUCAUCGGUGAUUUGACGGUUUACGGAAAUGUCGACGCGACCGCGAUGCAAUCAUACGCAGCAAUAAUACCGCAAAACACGUACGUUAAUAUCGCCGCCGCCGCCGCCGCUAUGUUGCAGGUCUUUCAGAGGACACUUGAAUUGCGUUCACGGCAUCGUCAGGGCCAAUUGCGGCGAGCAGACCGACGCGUUCGCCAGCCAGUUCCUCAGCCAGAUAGCCGCGUCACUUCUGGUCAGUGUUUACACCCGCGGUGUAUUUAUUAAGUUUAUUAGAUCGCGCGCGCGGAGAAAUGGAGACGAAACGACGGCGAGAUACUGCGCGUCGGUUCGUAGACCUCCGCAUGUCGGAGGGGGGCGGGGGAGGGAAAGAGGCGGGACUGCGGGGAAAAGAAAAUAUCCAAAGAGUACCGUAAUGACCGCGGCGAGGGGGGGGGGAAAUUCUUUAUAAAAAAAGAUUUUUAGUUUUUGACGACCCGGGCGGGGUCCAAACUAAUUGUUACAUUCAUAAUCGGAAAACGCCACUGAUAUUUAGUUCGUUCCCGAAAUCUAUUCGCAAUACGCGAUUAUUCGGAUCGAUUGUACGCGCGAUUGGAUUUAGUUGGACAUUUUAACCGUACGGAAAAUCAAAGGGCAAAAAAAAAACCAAGAUUCGCGUUCCGCGUAAAUUAGAACUCUCUCGCCGCCCUAUAACGGGAAAGCGGCCGUUCCCGACGCGGGAAUACGAGGGCGGCAUUACGCAAAGUACCUGGAAUCUAAAUGAAGGAUCUAGAUUUUAUCCAGACACAAAGUCGCUAUUCGUUCACCGUUGUCUAUAGACGAUAUUAUUACAUUUUCGUCCGUUUUUUUUUUUUUUUGUAUUAGACUUGUCUAAUUAUCUAAUAUGAAUUAUCUCUUGUCGUUAUCUAGACGUUUAAACCUUUUGUCGGAUAUGCGCGGUUUUUUUCAGGGACGGGGAGGGGAGGGGGGCGUGGCGGGAGAUGUACGAUCCGUGUUAGGUAACGCAGCGGCAAAAGCUAAUCGCGUUCAGACGUGUUCUUUUCUCGGAAAACGUUUUUAUCGGCUGGUAAAAAAACGCGCUUUCCGAUUUCGUUCACGGCACACGUGGUGUAUGGUUCUAUUGUUCGCAGAACGUUUGUGACAAAUACGUGAGUCCGGCCGACGGCGACGUGUCCCGGUCGCCUUCGUCCACCAGCGCCGCACCGACGUCCGGGGCCGACACCGGGCUGGAAGUGUUCACCGUUACGGCGGCCAUGGUGAUCUUGGCCACGGCCUCGCGUCGGUGGUGA